UGCGUGCGAGGCCGGAAGGCGAGCGCGGGGCGGUGCUGAGCUCUCGGGGCGGAAGGCGGCCGGUGCGGCGGCGGCGGCCCCGCGCCCAGGGCUCCCGAUGGAAGCGGCGCCGGACCCCGGGCCGCGUCUCUGCUGCAAGCCCGGCGGGCGGCUGGACAUGAGCCACGGCUUCGUGCACCACAUCCGCCGGAAUCAGCUCGCCCGGGAUGACUACGACAAGAAGGUGAAGCAGGCGGCCAAGGAGAAGGCGAGGAGGCGGCACACGCCCGCGCCCGCGCGGCCCCGCAAGCCCGACCUGCAGGUGUACCUGCCGCGACGCCGAGAUGGCUCCGCCCACCCAAGCAACCCAGACUGUGAAGAGUCCCGGGAAAGCAGCAGUAGCGGCGGCUCCGAGCCAGAGCCUUCUGGCCGGCAGCUCUUCUGCCUAGAAUAUGAGGCGGACAGCGGCGAGGUCACAUCUGUUAUCGUGUAUCAGGACGAUGAUCCAGGAAGGGUGAGCGAGGAGGUGUCGGCACACACGCCUCUGGAUCCACCCAUGCAAGAGGCCCUCAAGUUGCGCAUCAAGGAGGAGAUUGCAAAGCGCCAGAGCCGAGACUGACGGGGCCGAAAGCAUUCCCUCCAGGCUGGGGUCGCUGCCCAGGGAGCUCCCUAGUUUGGGGGUGCCAGGACCAGUCUGGGCUGAUCUUGACACACAAACACACCCCAGAGCUGCUAGAGAAGGGUGCUGCAGGGACAAUGCCUGACCACCUUCCUUGUAUGUUGGCCCUUUGACCGGCCUGAUUGAGAAUUUUUGAGAAUUUUGUUUGGCUAGCUUGGUGUUCCAGAAGCAGAGACGCCGGGGAGAGCCAAGGUUUAUGAGCCUUAUGCCAACAUGCUGCUUUCUCACCGAGUUCAUAUGCCCUGGGAUAGCUGGCCACUGCUGCUCCACCCAGCUCCGUGGGCCGCGUUAUUUUAGGGUUCCUUCCCACCGUGCUUCUGCUCGUGUUCAUGUUUUCUUAGGUCUUUUUUUUUUUUCCAGCUGUUUCUUUGUUCUUUCCUUCAUCUUUUUGUCUCCAAGUCCAUCAGUUCCGCCCCACUCCCCACCUCCCAAUGUGACUGCACCUCCAGCUGCUCAGGACUUUGGAGGUUUGGGGUCGUGGCGGGCUGAGGGGGCCGCUACCCUUCUGACACACUCGCCCAGUAAUCCCGAUACCAACACAGUGAGAGAUGUUCAUUUUUGAGGCCAACUCCCAAGCAUGUCUCCCUCCCCUGCCAUGGCUUUUUCAAGUUUCUGUCAUGCCCCACUGCUUUAUACUAUCUAGAUAAGGAGACCUAAGAAGGUGAUGCCAAAACUAAAUUGCAAGGAUUUCUUGCAGCAAAACCUGCCUUGGUUAGGACUAAGCUAGAGUUCUAGCUUUCAACCUCAUCCCUUAAAGGGGAAUUAUCAAAACAUGCUUAAAACUGCCUCUCCAAAUGUGAUUUAACAGUCUGGAACAUAGAUACAAAGAGCAAUUCAACAGCAAUAAUUGCCUAUUUAGAACCCUAGUUGCAAAAGGGGUGGGGGUGGGGGCGCAGGGGGAGGCCCAAACAAUGUCUCAGAGGAAAUGAACCUCUCAUCUGCUCUUCCCCUGCCCCAUUCUUUCUCCUUUCCUGCCUCCCUAAGAGUAUAUAAUCUCCCAACAGAUCCUUAUAAUAAAAAUCCCAGGAGUAUCAGUGCUUUCACUUAAGUGAACAUUUUUCCUAAUGCAGGGUUAGGCGAAAGAUCUGAGAAACCCACGCUGCAGUUCCAAGCCACUGCGGUUUUCCAGUACAUUGGAACCUUUUUUAGUAAUUUGAAAUUUAGGGUUGAUGUGAACCCAUGAGCACUGAGCCUUCUUGAAACCAAAGUCCACCUGCCCCAGGGGUUUCUCCACAUCAGGGUCUCCAGGUCAGUCUGGCUGGUCCAUCUCAGCAACGUUCCUCUUAAAGGACACCUGAGGGCACUCUUAAAGUACUUACUAAGAUGCAGGUGGCCAGAGCUGACUGUGCCAGGAAUGUCCAUGAGGUGGAUUCGUUAGAAGGGCCUGGCUGUGAAGGGACCAGAGUGCUCCUGACCCACAGAGCUCACCCAAGGUUAAAGGCCUUAAACUUGCCGGUCCUGGGCUCAGUUCUACUCUUAAAGGGGAAAGUUUGCCCUCUAUAUAUUCAGCUGGAGUCAAAGUGCCUUUUAACAUAAUGUUAACUACCCUCCAGAGCCUGGGUCAAGGGGGCUGUGCCAUCAUCCCAGUUUCCCUGCCGCUCAGAGGACCAGUCAUUUUAGUCUUCCAACUCGUCAACUGAUCCGACUUGGACAUAGGAUUUCACUGGAACUCUUAGACUUCCCAGUCUGGAAAUACUUCGGGGCCCAUCUUCUCUCCGCUGGAUGGCCUGCUUCCUGGAUUUAUUAUAAAAUUUAGAAACAAGACCAGAAGCGGAGAUUUUAGCCUCCCUUCCUGUUUUGUGAGAAGGGAAGUGUGUACCUGUUGUCUUUCUAUGUUUGUCAUGUAAUCUCACACACUCAGGUAAGAAAUUAAUGAGAGCUCUUUGCGUGUAGGAUUUUUCUUGCACUUUGCAUAUCAAGUGCAUAUAAAAUAUUUUCCACUCAAGAAAGAUCCAAUUCUUAAUUUAUGCAGCCUGACUAUAUAAAGCACUAAGCCUGGUGCUUACAUGAGAGGUUGUCCUGCAGAACAGAACUGCUGGGGCUGAGGCUGCAUUGCUCUAGGUGUGCCAGAAAUGCUUCUCUGGUGAUGGCCCUCAGCAGCUUUCUAGCACGGGCUCGUUGCUUAUUUUGCCACCCGUCAUCUGGAAUCUAAGAUGGUAUUAACCAGUUUAUUCUCCAGACCUCUGGCAGCUGUUUUCAAAAACCGGUGCUUUGCCUUCAGGGACAGUGUUCAGAGCAUUUCCCACAGGCUCUGGAUGAGUCCCGAAGGGGACUGUCCCGUGCUGUUAACGCAGUGGCAAUAGUGUUGGACGAGCUGGAGCUUCCCAGCAGGCCGCUUCAGAUUCAACACUCACUUGACUAGAUACCUCCUUGGCUGUCUCAAAACAAAGUCUGGUAGCCUGAUAGGCAUAUCUCAUGUCCCUCCAAAAGUAAGUGUUCCUUCACUUACUGAGAGGUAAGCCUUGGAUUUUAAGGUUUUGUGUUUCCUGGGCCAAAGUGGGUAAUGUUACAAAUAGAAGGAAGCUGGGGUUUGCAUGGGGCUUGGGCUGUGCAAAAAAAUACAACACAA
Messenger RNA from Myotis daubentonii (Daubenton's bat), 3227 nucleotides. It is a transcript of the gene C12H2orf68, whose product is annotated as chromosome 12 C2orf68 homolog. The record is from RefSeq and is a predicted model, not a curated record. Lineage: Eukaryota; Metazoa; Chordata; Mammalia; Chiroptera; Vespertilionidae.